Ostertagia ostertagi is the source of this 192-nucleotide messenger RNA. The record is from the annotation of a GenBank genome assembly. NCBI's taxonomy places the organism in Eukaryota, Metazoa, Nematoda, Chromadorea, Rhabditida, Trichostrongylidae.
AUGUACACAGAAUCGAUUGGAACGAUUAAGCAAAACGAUAGGCUCGUGUGUCAGCAGUCUUUCGACAAUCUUGCCAUAUGUUUCGCUAUCUACGCGUCAUUCCUCAUCUUGUUUUCUAAAUUCUUCAAUACAGCAUAUCUAGUGAAGAGGGAGAAGACCGCUAUAGUGAAGUCAGCUGAAAAAGUUGAUUAG